AUGGAACAGUAUCUCCGAAGUUAUGUCUCUUACCAACAAGAUGACUGGGUCCGGCUGUUGGCAAUGGCCGAGUUCGCCACGAAUAAUCAUACUUCGGAAACAACAAAAGUCUCUCCUUUCUAUGCCAACUCGGGAAGAAAUCCCAGGAUGACUUUUGGGCCCUUGGAACAUGGCAAAACGAUAGCGGAAGAUCAGGCCAACAGCAUUGCAAAAGAAAUGAAGGACAUAGUGGAAUUCCUAAAAAGCGAAAUGUUUCGGGCGCAAAGGAUACAAGAGGAGUCGGCUAACCUAAAUCGUUCUCCUGCCCCUCGUUAUCAUAUCGGAGAUAAAGUUUUCUUGUCGACCCGCCACGUUCUAACAAAGCGACCCUCCAAGAAGUUUGAUUGGAAACGGAUUGGUCCCUAUAGCAUCAAACGAAUCGUCAAUCCCUAUGCUUAUGAACUAGAACUUCCCCAUUCCAUGAAGAUCCAUCCAGUAUUCCAUGUUUCAUUAUUGUCACCUGAAGUAGGCAAUCCAUUACCGGGACAACAACUAUCACCACCACCCCCAGUUGAGAUCGAAGGGGAGGAAGAAUGGGAAGUCAAAGACAUUUUGGAUUCUAGGAAACGCAAGGGACGGUUUGAGUACCUGGUACGGUACAUAGGAUAUGACGAUGCUUCGUGGCAGCCGCUAUCGGACCUUGAACACUCGCCUGAUAUCGUUCGACGAUUCCAUGAACGUUAUCCACGAAAACCUAAGCCUACCAGGAGGUAG
Morchella importuna is the source of this 753-nucleotide messenger RNA. RefSeq lists its product as uncharacterized. Gene Ontology annotation, biological process: negative regulation of transcription by RNA polymerase II; chromatin organization. Gene Ontology annotation, cellular component: pericentric heterochromatin. Lineage: Eukaryota; Fungi; Ascomycota; Pezizomycetes; Pezizales; Morchellaceae. Bases 1 to 753 code for a protein of 250 amino acids. Gene Ontology annotation, molecular function: chromatin binding; nucleic acid binding. The record is from RefSeq and is a predicted model, not a curated record. The transcript has a single exon.